Pseudophryne corroboree (corroboree frog) is the source of this 15489-nucleotide messenger RNA. It is a transcript of the gene HMCN2, whose product is annotated as hemicentin 2. The record is from RefSeq and is a predicted model, not a curated record. Gene Ontology annotation, cellular component: axon; plasma membrane; neuronal cell body. NCBI's taxonomy places the organism in Eukaryota, Metazoa, Chordata, Amphibia, Anura, Myobatrachidae. The coding region runs from base 1 to 13860 and encodes 4619 amino acids. Gene Ontology annotation, molecular function: calcium ion binding; axon guidance receptor activity. The transcript is spliced from 90 exons. Gene Ontology annotation, biological process: synapse organization; homophilic cell-cell adhesion.
AUGGCAUCAGGGAAAGGCAUCCUUGUGCUGCUCACCCUUCUGCUGACCCAGGUGGGCAGGGGUAACCCUCAGGAUAAUGCCACCCCAUCUUUAGCCUUCGUGUUUGAUGUCACCGGCUCCAUGUAUGAUGAUCUCAGACAGGUGAUCGAAGGGGCCAACCGGAUUCUGGAACGCACCCUGAAUCGUAGGACCAAACCAAUCAGCAGUUAUGUGCUGGUCCCAUUCCAUGACCCAGAGAUAGGACCUGUCACCAUCACCGCAGAUCCAGAAAAAUUCAAGAGAGAGUUGGAAGAGUUAUAUGUCCAGGGUGGGGGGGACUGCCCUGAGAUGAGUGUGGGUGCAAUUAAGAUGGCGCUGGAGGUCUCCCAGCCUGGAUCCUUUAUUUAUGUUUUCACGGACGCUCGAGCCAAAGAUUUCAGGAAAAAACAGGAGGUCCUGCAGUUGUUGCAGCUCAAGCAGUCGCAGGUUGUCUUCGUGCUGACAGGAGACUGUGGGGACCGGAGUCACCCAGGUUAUCGCGUGUACGAAGAGAUUGCAGCCACCAGUUCCGGGCAGAUUUUCCAUUUGGACAAGCAGCAGGUCAAUGAGGUGCUGAAGUGGGUGGAGGAAGCCAUUCAAGCCUCAAAAGUCCACCUGCUCUCCACUGACCAUGAGGCUGCGGGUGAGAGACAGUGGGAGAUUCCAUUUGAUCCAAGCCUCAAAGAGGUCACCAUAUCUCUUAGUGGUCCAGAGCCACUUAUCCAGGUCACUGAUCCCACAGGGAAAGCACUUACCGUGAGCCAGGGGCUGGAGGAGCUUCUCAGUAUCCCAAAUUCUGCUCUGGUUUUGGGGCUGAAGCCGUCUGUGUCUGGAAUAUGGGUCAUCAAGAUCAGCAGCAGAGGGCGGCACACUGUCAGAGUCACUGGGGUCAGCACGCUGGAUUUCCGCGCAGCUUUCUCUACAACGGCCAUAGUAGAUCCGCUACGAGUCACCGAGCGGCCAAUGCAAGGAGUGCCCAUCUCAGCUCUGAUAAACUGCACCGGCCUCUCUCCGCCCGGCACGGUGAACACUCUGGACCUCCUGCGCGUUUCCGGAGAGUCCUACUUCUCUUUGCCGGCACAGCGUCUGCCAUAUAAGCGCAGCAAGCAGCUGUGGACAGUGCCUUUGUUCCAGGCACCCAGGGGAAGUUUCUUCAUGAAAGUUAACGGGACUGACCACAGUGGCCACCAGUUCCAGCGACUGUCCAAUGUGGCCUAUACCAGCAUCAUACCAGAUGUUCCUGCUGUGGCUAUGCCACCUCACAUCCAGGGAUUUUACCAGCGGCCGCUGAUUAUAACCUGCUCAGUUCUCAGUGAUAUCCCCUUCCGGGUACGGUUUUCCAGGGAUGGUGAGAGACUGGGGGAGGAGCUGCUCCAUACAGAACCCUCCAAUGCUACCUAUGAGAUCCCGUCUGCUUUGGCUCGGCAUGAAGGAAUGUACCAGUGUAUGGCCAUCAGUAACGCUGGGGCAGGGUAUGCUCAAGCGCAGGUGUCCGUGGCAGAUCCCCCUCCCACAAUCUCCCUCCACUCUAACGUCACGGCUUCUCCUGGCGACCUGGCAGUCCUCUCUUGCCAUGUUCUUGGUGAUGUCCGCUACAACCUCACCUGGCAACACGAUGGUAAGGCACUGAAGGAGGGACGGCUGUGGAUCCUGCCCAACUCCUCCCUGCAGAUUCAGGAUGUUCAGCCUGGCGACACCGGACUGUACCAGUGCACUGCCAGGAACAGCCAUGGGGCUACCACGGCCAGUGUCUGGCUCACUGUGCAGGAGCCCCCACGUAUACAGAUGGAGUCAAGUUCCGCACAGUUGUCUCAUGGAGGGGAAGUGAGGAUCCGAUGUGAUGUGUCUGGGUACCCUGAGCCCCAGAUCUCCUGGAAACAUGGUGACACCAUUCUCAGCAAUGACAACAAACAUACGAUCAUUGAUGGCAACAUCCUGGUGAUAAAGGAAGCAAGCCAGGAGGAUUCUGGGAAUUACAGCUGUGUGGCUUCUAAUGAUUUAGGGAGCGAUGAACAGUCAUUAACCCUUACCUACACUGAACGUCCGAAAGCCACAGCUGUGAAAGCUACAGUGCAGGUGCCCGUAGGAGAGGAGGCGGUGUUACAGUGUGUGACUGAGGGUCUUCCUCUGCCGCUGGUCAUGUGGUACAAAGGUGACCAGGAAGUCUCGGGCCCUGGUAUUGGCCCACAAGAACAGACCCUGACUCUCCAGGAAGUGACUGAGGAGGAUGCUGGGGAAUAUACCUGCGUCGCCUCAAAUGAGGCAGGCUCAUCAUCUGAUGCCAUUCAGCUGGAAGUGGGCACCCCACCUCAGUUUAUAGAUUUCCCCCUGGAUGUGGAGGUCGAUGUUGGGGAGAGCGCAAAGCUUAUUUGCAGCGCAGAGGGGAACCCCACUCCAACUGUGUCCUGGUUCCGACAAGAAGAAGGUCCGGUAGUGCCAUCUGGAACAACAGAGGUCAUCGAUGGUCUUGGGUCAAACACAGUUCACGUAAAAAUUGCCCGUCCGGAGGACACAGGGGUGUAUGUGUGCCAGGCCAGGAAUCCAUUUGGCUGGGUAGAAGCGGAAAUCCUGCUUACGGUCACUGGACUUGUUGCCCCGCAGGUGAUUGCGGCCCCAUCAGAGGUGACUGUUCUGGAAGGAAAUCCAGUGUCCCUGCCCUGCACCGUUACAGCUGGAAACCCACUUCCUGUGCAACGAUGGGUGAAAGACUCAGGCCCUCUGCAGUUCCUCUGGCGUCACUCCAUUGAUGGAGCAGGUGGCCUGCACAUAGAGCCAGCCUUGAGAGAGGAUGCUGGGAGCUACGUCUGCGAGCUGUCCAAUGCCGCCGGAUCAACCAACCACAGCAUCCUCCUCCGUGUCCAUGUGGCUCCGACCAUUGUUUCUGGACCUGCAGAAUAUAUCACUCGAGAGGGCAGAGCUAUAACAAUACCAUGUAAUGCCAAAGGACACCCACCACCUAUUGUGACAUGGGCAAAGGAAGAAGAAUUGCUCUCCCCAGACAGCAGCCUUUACCAGGUGAAUAGAGAUGGGAGCCUUUUGAUUCUGCUGCCCUCUAGUGCUGACUCUGGUCAGUACACCUGCACUGCUACAAACCAGGUGGGGGCCACUAGCCGAGUGUCCCACCUCUUAGUGCACACAAAGCCUAGGAUAAAUGUGAACGUGUCUCAUGACCCUACUGUCCCAGUCCAAGUGGUGGCAGCGCUGGGAGCAGAGAUUGUGCUGUUAUGUGAAGUCCAAGGUGUGCCUCUUCCUACUGCUUCUUGGAGGAAAGACUCUUUACCACUGCCCAUUGUCUCUGCCAGACACCACCUGCUGCCAUCUGGGUCUCUCAGGCUGUCCGAGCUCAGGGUGAUGGACAGCGGAUAUUACACCUGCCUGGCCUCCAACAUUGCGGGGAACACAUCACUUACUUACAGCCUGGAGGUACAAGUUCCGCCACGUCUUCACCCUGGACCUAAGGUCUUGAAGACUCUUCUGGGGCGUUCGCUGGCACUGCCUUGUGUGGCGCAUGGAGACCCAAUUCCAAGGCUAAGUUGGUAUAAAAAUGGUGAAGCCAUGAGAGUUGGAGACCAGGACUCCUUGCAAGGGCCUGAUGGCACCAUUAGUGUUCUGGAGGUACAGCUCUCUGAUUCCGGGGUUUACCGCUGUGUGGCUUCCAGCAGCGCUGGUGAAGAUGUGCUGGAGUUCCGGCUUGAAGUUUUAGAGCCACCAAACUUAAAGGAUGGCUCUGAUGUCCUACUGGAGCAAACUGCCUAUGAGCCAGUAGUUCUGACAUGCCCUGUACAAGGGACUCCAAUGCCGUUGAUUCGCUGGCUUAAGAACGGGGUAAUGCUAAGAAGCAACUUGCCAGGAGUGACACAGUUGGGUAACGGCUCCUUACUGAUUGAAUCACCAGUGCCUAAUCACAGUGGAGACUACAUGUGCUUGGCAACAAAUGAAGCUGGUUCAGCAAGGAGGAAGACUAAACUUGUGGUGUAUGCACCACCCAGGAUUCUCGAGAACGGACAAGCACAAAAUAUCUCGUUGAUGGCCAGUCAGCCUCUCAUUUUGGGUUGUGAGGUAGACGGUGUCCCCAUCCCAACCAUAACUUGGACCAAAGAUGACAAAAUACUCACCGAGGGUGCAGGUCUCAACUUCCAGUCCGCCGCUCAGUCCCUGCGCUUCCACCGGCUACGUAAGGACGAUACAGGGUCAUACACAUGCAGAGCAGUGAACCGUGCUGGAGAGGCCCAACGUACCUACAACGUCUUGGUGCUUGUCCCACCAACAAUUUACGGAGCUGGGUCUCUCCAGGAUUUGACUGCGAGGGAGGGUUCAGAGGUCGAGUUGCACUGCAGAGUGUCGGGGCUGCCCAAACCGCAGGUGGAGUGGACAAAGGAUGGGCAACCAGUGUUUCCAGGGGACGCUCACACUCAGCUCCUAACAGGAGGACAAGUCCUGAAAGUGACCAGCACAAAGCUGUCACAUCAGGGCAGAUACCAGUGCCUGGCCUUUAAUCACGCCGGCCAACAAGUCAAAGACUUCAACCUAAAGAUUCUCACUCCACCCACUGUCUGGUCCUCCAAUGAGACAACAACAAUGGCUUCUCUACUGCAUGGGUCUGUGGAGUUGAAGUGUGAAGCAAAGGGAUCCCCCUCUCCCAGCAUCACAUGGUUUAAGGACAAGCGUCCAAUCGUAUCCAGCCCUACAGCCACCUACAAGGAAAGUGGGAGGAGCUUGCAACUGAGCCGAGUACAACUAUCUGACGCUGGCACAUAUACUUGCAGAGCCAAUAACCACGCUGGCACUGUUGAAAAAUCGUAUCUGCUAGAGGUUUAUGUUGCCCCGCAUAUUGAUGGUGGAGGGGUGAAGCCAGUGAGCAUUAAGUCUGUGCUGGGCCGCCCUUUGGACUUAGAGUGCUCUGCCACUGGUCACCCGCCCCCCGUGCUUUCCUGGCUUAAAGAUGGACUUAUGGUGACUGAGAGAGAUGGGCUGCAGAUCAAGGAUGGCGGGCGGACUCUAAGUCUUGCUGCAGUGACCGAGAGCUCUCAGGGGACUUUCGCCUGUGUUGCCAUCAGCCUGGCAGGGGAAUCUACCUUACAAUACUCUGUGGAAGUUCUCGUUCCUCCCAACGUGCAGAUUAGUGGAGUUUCUGAUCAUGUCACUGUGACAGUAAAUGCCCCAUUAGAUCUUUCUUGUCAUGUUACUGGUCGCCCAACUCCCAGAGUGUGGUGGCUGAGAAACGGUCGCCCUGUGGAUGAUCAGGAUGGUUUGGAGAUAUUAGAUGGAGGGAGAACCUUAGCCAUCCGUCUGACACAGUCCGGACAUGCUGGGAGAUACACAUGUAGAGCUGAAGGCGAUGCUGGAAUGGCAGAGGCAGCCGUGGAUGUGUUAGUGCAGGAGCUCCCUGUGGUCAGAAUUACUGGCAGCAGCAAUGUGUCUGCGAAGUUACGGGAACCAGUGGUCCUGGAGUGCGAUGCGUCAGGCUCCCCACCGCCCUCUGUGAGCUGGUGGAAGGACCAAUCCCAGUUAGCAGCCAGUGGACCCAAAUUGCAGAUCCAGUCACUCUCCAUUGAUGAUGAAGGUGUUUAUACAUGUGUCGCUGUGAACGCAGCAGGAGAAGGGAGACAGGACGUCAUACUCAAUGUGCUGGUACCACCUAAUAUUGAACCUACGGAUGUGAACCAGACUGUGGUGGAAAACCUCUCAGCGACUUUGGAGUGCCUGGCAUCAGGAAGCCCUGUGCCUGUGGUGUCCUGGUACAGAGGGGAGCAGCUGCUGUCAGCCUUGCCCGGCAUCACCCUGCUAAACGAGGGCAGGACCCUGCACAUUGAGAGGGUCAGCAGUACUGACACUGGAGAAUAUAUCUGUGUGGUGUCUAAUACAGCCGGCAGCAGCGAGCUGCGCUACACGCUGGAGGUGUACGUGCCCUCAAGGAUUGUAUCAAUGACAGAGCCCUCCACAUACCUGGUGAAUGAGCAAGUCUGGUUAGAAUGUAAUGCCACCGGGUUUCCAGAACCGACCCUCAUGUGGUUGAAGGAAAAAGUGCCUGUUUCCACUGCGACUGCUGGACUCCAGAUAUUUGAGCAGGGGAGAAUUCUUUCCCUUUCUGCAGCCCAUGUGUCGGACUCUGGAAUAUACACGUGUGUUGCAGUGAAUUCUGCUGGAGAGGACAGCCGGGACAUUGAGCUCCAGGUAUACGUGCCCCCGAGUAUCCUGGGAGAGGAGUUCAACGCUUCGGUCACUGUCAAUCAGCCUAUUAUCCUGGAAUGUCAGAGCAGUGCCAUCCCACCGCCUACUAUCACAUGGCUGAAAGAUGGACACCCCCUUCCGAAAAGGACAGGGAUUCGAGUCGCAGAGAAUGGGCGCUACCUACAGAUUGACCAGGCUCAGCUGCGGGACGCUGGAAGAUACACCUGUGAGGCCUCCAAUGAUGCUGGCCGUUCAGAGAAGCAUUAUAAUGUCAUUAUCUGGGUGCCUCCUAAUUUCCCAACAUCCCCUGAGCCCCCCAUGUCAGUCAUUGAGGGCCACGCCAUCAGUUUUACCUGUGAAUGCCAGGGGUCCCCUCCCCCGCUACUCACCUGGGUAAAGAACGGAUCCCCCCUCGCGGACGAGUAUCUGCCUCUGGUGUCUGCAGGAGGAAGGCUGCUACAGAUCAGUAAGGUGCAGGUGUCAGAUGAAGGAAAGUACACCUGUGUGUGCAGUAAUGAGGCUGGAAGCAGUCAGCGGGACUACUGGCUGGAGGUGUAUGCCGGGCCAGUAAUAACUGGGAGCAGCAAUGUCCCCACACAAGUGACAUCGACACGAGGCAGCCAAGUCACCUUGGAAUGUGCGGUCAGUGGAAAGCCCAUCCCAUCUGUGACCUGGCUGAAAGACGGUUUUCCAUUGGGGACCGGAGCAGACUUGAUCUUAAAAAACAAGGGGCAGCAUCUCAGCAUACCCCGGGUGCAACCCACCCACUCAGGUCGCUAUGUCUGCGUGGCUGUGAAUGCAGCUGGUCAGACAGACAUUAAAUAUGACCUCAUGGUGCAAAUCCCACCAGAGCUCACAAACCUCCAGACAGAGCCACAUGAUGUCUCUGUGACUUUACAUGGUACCUUCACCCUCAUCUGCGAAGCUACCGGCUUCCCACCCCCAGCCGUUACGUGGUACAGAGAUAACACCCCCCUGACCCAGCAGGAGACCGUUCAUGUCCAAUCAGGAGGACGGGUUCUUAAGGUAGUAAAUGCACAGGUUGAAGAUAGCGGAAUCUAUACUUGUCUUGUCACUAACGCAGCCGGAGAAGCCAAGAAGAACUUCAUUGUGGACGUCUUAGUUCCUCCGAUCAUAGAAGAAGAUGAAGAUGACAAGGACUUCAGAAUAGCAGCUGGCCAGCCCAUUCGCCUUCGCUGCAGAGUUUCAGGACACCCGUCACCUCGCAUAACCUGGUUCAGGGAUUCCCAGCCCGUACACAGUGGAGAUGGCAUUCAGAUCUCCAGCGAUGGAUCUGAGCUGCACAUUCAGGCCGCUACUGUGUUUAGUGCUGGCCAUUACGCCUGUCUGGCCAUUAAUCCCGUUGCUGAGAGAAGCAAACACUUUGUAUUAACCGUGUUAGUGGGUCCCACCAUUUCUGGAACCCUUGAUGAUGGAAUGAAUGAAGAUGUCAUAGUCAUUGUCAAUAACCCUCUAUCGCUCAUCUGUGAAGCUCUGGGAUUUCCAAUACCUACUAUUACUUGGCUAAAAAACGGGCAACCAUUCACAGAUUCACACAAUGUAAAGAGAAUACCUGGAGGUCAUGGGCUGCAAAUAAUCAAUGCUCAGGAGGAGGAUGCUGGUCAGUACACCUGUCUAGUCACCAAUGAGAUUGGAGAAGCCACCCGGAAUUACGAAGUCAAAGUGUUUAUCCCUCCGCAAAUCACAUGGAAUGACUCUGGGGAAAAUAUCAGCAUCAAGGAGGUAAAGACCAAGGUGAACAGCAGCCUAACCCUUCAGUGUGACUCCCGGGCCGUGCCCAAGCCCAACCUGCACUGGUACAAGGAUGGACAGCUGCUGGAAAGUCUUGGUACGGUGCAGAUUUUAGGUGAUGGACAUGUAUUGCAGAUCCAGCCUAUCCGGGUCACUGACUCGGGGCGCUAUACAUGUGUUGCCACCAAUAUUGCCGGCGAGGAUGAAAGAGAAUUUCAUGUGAAUGUUCAGGUCCCUCCUGUAUUCCAUAGGCCGGGGGGCUCCAGCGCUGCUUUUGAGCUGGCAUUUCGAGAGGACGACGAGGAAGAGCUCACAGAACAUAGGGAGGUUGUUGCCUCAAAUCCUAUCUCUCUGUACUGUGAUACCAAUGCCAUACCUCCACCCACCCUGACCUGGUACAAGGACGGGAAGCCCAUCGCUGUGUCUGACGGGACCCUGAUUCUGCUGGAUGGGCGCAUCCUGCAGAUCCCUAUGUCUCGUGCAGAGCAUGCUGGGAAAUACACGUGUGAGGCAGCUAAUGAAGCAGGGGAGGAUAGGCUGCAUUAUGAGCUUGUGGUUCUGUCUCCCCCUGUACUGCUCAGAGAGGUGGACGGUUUGAUACAGGAUGUCUCUGUUAUACACAACCAAACAGUGGAACUUACCUGUGAGGCAACCGGUAACCCCCCGCCGACAAUCACGUGGCUGAGAAAUGGGCUGACCCUGAGCACCACCAACACAUUCCAAAUACUAGAUGAAGGAAGUAGGCUACAGAUCCAUUCAGUGCAAGUGACUGAAGCAGACAGCUAUGUGUGUGUGGCAGAGAAUCCAGCGGGAUUUGCAGAGAGACUCUUUACCCUAAAUGUGCAUGUUCCACCCAGAAUAUUCGGUGCAACAUCUGAAAAUGUCAGCGCUGUUCUUCACAGCUCAUUAUCUCUGGUGUGCGAUGUCCAGUCUCAUCCCUCUCCUGAUGUUACCUGGUACAAGGAUGGGCAGAUCAUACAACCUGGCAAGGGGUUACUUGUAAUGCCAGGUGGGCAAGUCCUGCAGAUUGCUCGAGUACAGCUCUCCAACCAGGGAACAUACAUGUGCAAAGUGAAGAACCCAGCAGGAUCUGCUGAAAAACAGGUUGAUCUCACAGUUUAUGUCCCACCCAGUAUAAAAGAACCGCCCAGCGGGAACAAAGAGGCUGUUCUUGGUCUUGGGGGGACCCUUACAUUAGCGUGUGAGACUGAUGCUGUACCAGAGCCAACCGUCACCUGGUAUAAGAACGGGCAACCCUUCACAGCCAGUAGUAGCGUCUCAUUCCGGAAGAGCGGGCAGAGACUGGAAAUUCGGGAUGUGCAGGCAUCCGAUAAGGGGCUGUACACCUGCAAAAUGUCCAACGUAGCAGGAGAGGCUGAACUGAACUACACCGUGAUUAUACGGCUGCCUGCGUCCAUCCUCCAUCCACAGAAUGAGACCGUCCAGUUGACUAUCGGCAGUUCCAUAUUCCUCUCAUGUGAGGCUCAAGGCUAUCCUCCUCCAAAGAUCACUUGGCUGAAAGAUGGGGAACCUCUAGAGCAUUCCGGUGAGCGGGGACUGAUCAUAAGAGGAAGCCGACUGCAAAUCAACAGAGCGCAGCAGUCGCACGGGGGGAUGUACAGCUGCAUAGUGCAGAACCACCUGGCGGAGGUUCACAAGGACUUCCUUCUGCUGAUACAGGUGGCUCCGAGAAUCCUUGGGUCAGAAAUACCCAGCGAGCGGAGCAUCCAUCUGAAACGGGAGGUGACACUUGAGUGUAAACCUGAAGGGACUCCCCCUCCCCAAAUCUUAUGGCUAAAGGAUGGAAAGCCCCUAGAAUUAUCCUCGGUGCCAAACAUCCGACUCUCCCAAGAUGGAAGUUCCCUUCUGCUGACUUCUGUCCAAGCCUCAGACUCUGGCCGCUACACAUGCCUAGCUCGUAACAUUGCUGGAGAAGACGCAAAGGUUUUCAUGUUGAAUGUACUUGUUCCUCCAUUGUUUGAAUCGGGCGCCAACGUUUCAGAGACCCUCAGCAGUGUCCCAGGAUCACAGGUGAACCUAGAUUGCCAUGCCAGCAGCUCCCUGCCCGUUCAACUGACAUGGUUAAAAGACGGAAACCAUCUCACUACUUCUCGAUUCCUCCGGAUCUCCUCUGGCGGGCGUAUCCUCCGGAUAUCCCAUGUGCAGGCUUCGGAUGCCGGAAUUUACACCUGCGUGGUAUCAAGUCCUGCUGGAUCCGCAGAGAAGACCUUUACCCUGCUGGUUGAGACCUUGCCGGUGGAGGAGACAUCUGAGGGCACAGAAGACGUCACUGCAGUCAAAGGAUCUUCAGUGACUUUCACUUGUGAAGCUCAUGGUUCUCCUCUACCUUCACUGUCAUGGGAGAAAGAUGGCGAGCCGCUCAACCUUCACAGUAACAUACUGCCCAACGGCUUGGGAACCCGACUGUACCUGGAAUCUGUCCACGCCGGUGAUUCGGGUCUCUACUCCUGCACUGCUCUGAAUAUAGCCAGGAAAGUUAGCAAGUACUUCCGCCUUAUAGUUCUAGAACCACCGAGGAUCGAGGGUCCUGCUCUCCCCACAGAGGUCUCAGUCUCGAUGGAUGAUCCUCUGGAACUAGUGUGCAAUGCAGUUGGUAUUCCUGUCCCUGAGGUCACCUGGGAGAAGGACAGGCUACCUUUGCCACGACCAGAUUUACUUACCAGAAAUGGAACCAUUUUACGGAUAGACCGGGUGAAGGCUGAGGAUGCUGGAGUCUAUGUGUGCGUGGCCAGUAACACAGCUGGGAGAGACGCGAUGGCCACCUGGGUGCGGCUGAAAGUCCCUCCCAGUGUCAUUGGAUCUAAUGAACCUCGGUCACUCUCAGUGUCCAUUGGAGGACAAUUGGUUCUUGAAUGUAGGAUGGAAGGAGAUCCUGCUCCAACCAUUCAGUGGUUCAGAGGAGAGGCACCCCUCCAGGUGGACAGACGAGUGCAGGUUCUAUCUAAGGGUCGUUAUAUACAGAUUCACAACUUGCAGGCCUCGGACAGCGGAGGAUACACCUGCGUAGCCACUAACCCAGUAGGCACAAGCAGCCUGAACUUCAUUGUGGAGAUACAAGUUGUACCUUCCAUCCUGCCUGGACCCUCAGUGGUCAGUGCACAUGUAAACCAAUCAGCCGUAUUACCCUGCAGGGGAGAGGGGCUCCCUCCACCAACUGUAACAUGGAGGAAGGAUGGCGGUCAGCUCUCUGUGGAGAUGUCUAGACUGGAGUUCCUUAGGGAUGGCUCCCUGCGCAUUCCCCAGGCUUUACUGCAGGAUUCUGGGUAUUAUCGCUGCACAGUCACAAACUCAGCAGGAGUUGCCCAUCGUGGUGUGGAGCUUCGGGUUUUUGCUAAUGGUGGCUUCUCUGAGUGGCAAGACUGGGGUCCAUGUUCUAGGACCUGUGGUAUGGGCGUACAAGAGAGGGUCCGGCUGUGUAACAACCCUCCUCCAUCCAAUGGUGGUAGCCCCUGUAUGGGACGAGACGUGGAUGUGAGGACCUGUAGCCUGCUUUUCUGCCCAGUGGACGGAGGUUGGACAGGCUGGAGUAGUUGGUCACAGUGUUCGGUAUCCUGCGGUGAAGGCAUUCGGCAGCGCAAUCGUUCCUGUUUCUCUCCCCCACCACAGAACGGGGGCAAAACCUGUGUUGGAAAGGACACUGAAGUAGAGACGUGCCUGCUGCCACAAUGUCGAGCUGUUGCCACUCGUGUCCGUGCCAGUCUCAUUGGCAUUAUUAAUGACCAGGAUUUCGGAAUAUCUUCACUCAGCGCCAACAUGACGGAAAACUCCCAGUCUGGAACCACCACCAUCACCAGCAGCAUUGAGAACAUCCCACCCUCCGUAGGACCUCUGAUGAAAGUGCUGGUUUCUAUGAUUGCACCACUGUACUGGUCCGGGGCUUUCCCCAAUGAGGGCGCUGCUAAUGGCUUCUCUCUAACCAAAGGUGUUUUUCGGAAAGAGUCUCAGGUGGAGUUUCCAGCAGGUGAACUACUGCGUAUUACACACAUUGGUCGGGGCUUGGACGCUGAAGACAUCCUGUGGUUUGAUGUUGUGAUCAAUGGAUUUGUGCCAGAAAGUUUAGCAUCUUCUGAUAUUGUCCUUCAGGAGUUCAGCGAGACAUAUGUGCAGACCGGAAGUGGACAGAUAAACGCUUGGGCCUCUCCAACCUUUACAAAAAAUGGAAGUUACUUAUCACUCCGCUGCAACCAUACGGUGGAGUACAGCCCGACUCUCGGCCGCCAGCAGAGACCCAGCCAGCGAGUGCACAUUAGCGCCAUCCAUUCCUCAUAUAUCCCCGAAUCAGAGGAGCUGCACUUCCAGCUAACAGCCUCACUUCAAGGAGGAUUAAAUGGUGGCGCGUGUCCUUCGGGCUUUGUGCAGUCUGCAGAUUUAUACUGUACAGAUGUAAACGAGUGUGAUCUGCGCCAGCCCUGCUCUCAUACAUGCCACAACAACCUGGGCAGCUUCUCCUGCUCCUGCCCGGCGGGAUAUGGUCUGGGAGUGGAUAACCGCAAUUGCCGAGAUCUAGAUGAGUGCAAAAUGGGUACUUACCAAUGCCCCUCCGGACUGGAGUGUAUCAACACAGCUGGAUCGUACCGCUGCCUCCUGCGCUGUGGCCCCGGCUUCCGACCCAACACUGAGGAAGCGGCCUGUGAAGAUGUUGAUGAGUGCAGCCAAUCAUCUCCGUGCCAGCAGAGGUGCCUGAAUACUAUUGGCUCGUAUCAGUGUGCUUGUGACCCAGGCUAUGAGCUUAAGGGCCCACGCUGUACAGAUAUAAAUGAAUGCCUACAAGGAGUGUGCCAGUCACAGCAACAAUGCAGGAACACGCUUGGAAGUUACCAGUGUGUGGACAUCUGCCCAGCGGGUACCACGCAAUCAGAGUCUGGAGCCUGCAGUGAUAUUGAUGAGUGUCGUGACGGCUCCCACAUGUGUCGCUACAACCAGCUGUGUGAGAACACUGUGGGGGGAUAUCGCUGCGCAUGUCCGCGAGGCUACAGGUCUCAGGGUGUCGGCAGACCAUGUCUGGAUAUUAAUGAAUGCCAGCAGGUGCCCAAACCCUGCGCGUACCAGUGUCAGAACCUUGCCGGCAGCUACAGGUGCCUGUGCCCACCUGGGAAGCAGCUCCUGGGAGAUGCACGGUCAUGUGCAGGAAUGGAGAGGCUUGGAAACAACACCGGUGCCCUGACUAGUGCUCGCAUUCAAGGAAACAAUGUGUAUAGCUGGUUGUCCUACAGCCAGAAUGGCAACGUGAUUGGCCAAGGCAGCACAGCUCGCUGUCCCCUGGGAUUUGUCCGUAGAAAUGGGGUGUGCACAGACAUAGAUGAAUGCCAACAGAGGAAUCUCUGCCAACACGAAUGUAGAAACACAGAGGGCAGCUACCAGUGUUUCUGCCCUUCAGGUUACCGGCUACUCCCCAACAACCGGAACUGCCAAGACAUUGACGAAUGUGCAGAGCAGAGAGUUAGCUGUGGAUCCAACCAGAUGUGUUUCAACACCAAAGGGGGACACCAGUGUCUGGAUACUCCGUGUCCUGCCUCUUACACAAAGGGCCCCAGCCCAGGGACGUGCUACCGGCGAUGUCUGACGGACUGCAGCACAGGCGGUCCCUACAGCCUGCAAUACAAACUCUUGACAUUACCUUAUGGGAUACCCACCAGUCACGAUGUCAUUCGCCUUAGCGCCUUCUCUGAAGGGGGUGUCCUGCAAAACCGAACCAGCUACACUGCUUUAGAACAAGAUUCCGGCAGCCCCUUUGCUAUCCGUGAUGAGGGGGGUCACGGCAUCAUCUAUACUCUGCGGCCACUGGACACCUCAGGAGUUUACCGACUAAAAGUGCAGGCGCUGACUCACAGCGCGCAGGGGAUUCGCUACCAUAGCGUAUUUAUAAUAUACAUCUCUGUUUCUCCGUAUCCCUAUUGAGCCCAAACACCCAGACUGGAGAAUUACGAGAACCCUGAAAGGCUACUAUGAAGCCAUCUUUCCAAAAAUGACAAACCUCCAUCACCGUAAUACUAAAAGUAUAUUUUUAUACAUUAUGCCAGUAUCAAUAUCGGAAGGUGCUUGCACUGCCCACUUAUGUGUGCCAGAUAUGGAAUCAGGAACUGGACAACUUUCUGCAGCAUUUUGAGCCUCACACAGGAUGAGAAAGAGAAUAACCCGUAGACAAAUCCUCAGUAUAGAAUGCGAGUGAAUGACUUUCAAUCACACAAGAGAUCAGGGUAAAUGAAUGAAUGGGAUAGUAAUGAUGCUUACACAGAGGGAUGCUGGCUGGCUGCUCACUUGGUUCUCUUCCAGCCCUGAUGCAACCUGCUGACCUGUCUGUACCUGUCUCAGGGAGUUGUAUGAUAGUUUUGAACCAACAGGGGGCGGCGUUCACUCAGGACAAUCCGUUGGGAAUGGAAAAGACACAGGUAACUGUAAUGACCUGCAAAUUUUAGGCAUCGGCAAAUUCCCGGCGAGUCUACCUGAUGUUUUAAAGGGGCAAUCAUUUAAAAGGCUAAACCAGAUUAGUUUUGUCUUUUAAAAUGAUUGCCCCUUUAAAACACUGGGUCGAUUCGCCCAAUGGCUGCAAGUCGCAAAAAUAAAAAGGUUUUGUGUCCCAUUCUAACCAAUUAGCUGCCUUCAUUGUUCUAGUACAGUUUAGCUAGUGAGCGCUGCUGUAUGUUUGUUUGCUUAGUUGCCUGUGCAUCGUUUUUUUACAAAUGCCCCUUGAUCAGUGGAUGACUGUGAUGCGAGUAUAGGUCUGGUGGAGGGGCUGUCUGCAAAAAGCCUACAUUUAAUUAUUACUAUUCAUUUUAUUCCUCAGCGUAUGUGAUUUUCAUCACUGCAGCUGGUUUUAUUCUACAGUUCUGUUUUAAUAAUAAUGAUGGGAAAAUUUGUAAACCAACAUGGCCUUAAAUUUAGACUAUAUCACUCAUUUACACACAGACGGUGGCUCUGCAACUGUUGUAGUAUGACCACUAGCUGGUAGGGGAUGCUGGGAUUUGUAGUUCUACAACAGGUGGGUUGCCCAGGCCUAAUGAAAUUCACAUCAGACAGAUAUUGGAAGGAAUGCUGCAAGACAGGCCAUCUCAGGAAUCCGUCACUGGCCCAGUUUCAACAAUCCCGGUGAGACCCGGGGCAGUUGCACCUUUACCCCAUAAGGAACACGGCACAGCUGCCUCCAAUAUGAAGCUACUGGUCAAUAAAUGCAAUCAAAAAGGAUUCUAUGAUUUUAAUUAAUAUUUUCCAAUUCCAUUGUUUAUCAAAAUAUGAUUUGUAUAUCAUGGUAAAAAUAUUUGUUGCAGGAAUGUUUUUUUUUUUUUGUAGUUAUUUAAUUGCUAGGAUUAUCCUCCUUCUCUCUUACUGGCAACCCCUGGGUAAUGCCGGUGAUAUUUUCUGUACCGCAGAGGGAACAGGUUCAGCAGAUACUUUAUGGUGCUAUGUAGUGGGAUUCCUGGAAGGAAAACACCUCCCACGUCACUCACGGUGAGCUGCGGGGAGGGCAGGUGCUAAUAUUAGGAAGGGGACCACUAGAACAAUGGGGGUAAUUCUGAGUUGAUCACAGCA